UUUGUUGAUCACAAUCCCAUCACCGGCAAAAUAGAGGAAAGAGUUGAAUCGGAAAAUUGAUUCCAAACAGGCAAAUAUAAGAGGAGUUAAUCUCAAAAGUUUUUAAUAAUCUUCCCCGGAAAUCAUGUCGGAGGCCAUCAUCUCAGGGGCGAUAGAGGAGCUGGAGAGUUUUCUAGUUGAGAGCGAUAAAGGGUAUCUCGCAAAGACGGUAAUAAACGAGCUGCGAAUGAUGCUGGAUUACUUGAGGUUCAAGAACUCGGGAAAGAGGAGAAGGAUGCUAAAUCAUUUGGUAGCUGACUUUGCUGAGAUAGCUCAGUAUUCAGCUGACCUCACAAGAAAAGCUGAUCAGACCUCCUUAUACAAUGAAAUGGGCAUUGUCCUCGACUGGCUGAGGCGGUCAAAAAAGCGGAUGACGGAGUUUGGAGUCGGUGAGGGGGUGAGCAGACUGCAAGAUGUUGGAGAAAAGGGAGACAGAGUUUCCGUGGUGGGGUUGGAGAAGGACAUGGAGCAACUUAUUGGGAAGGUGAUUCUUAACGAGGAGGCGGCCCUUGUGAGUUCUUGUAUCAAAGGCAUGCUUGGUGUGGGGAAGACGACUCUUGCCAGACAAGUGUACAACCAUCCGGCUAUCGUUGGGAAGUUCAAGCAACGUGCGUGGGUGACCAUUUCUAGUGACACGAGUGUACAUGAGGUGCUUGUGGAGCUGAUACAGCAGUUGGUGGUACUUGAUGGGGAUUCGUUGUUGGUGGAGAAAAUGGACAACCGGAGUCUUAGACAGAUGCUUCGCCAGCACCUGCAAGGAAUGUCGUGUUUCAUUGUUGUCGACAACCUUCUUGCAGAAAUGCGCUUGGAAUCUUUCUUGCUAGGUCUUGCACAGAUAGGCAAUGGAAGUAGGUUGUUGUUAACCAGUCGCUAUAAGAUUGAAAGAAUAAACAUAGGUUAUAUUCACGAGAUGAAAGCUCUGAAUCCGGACAAGAGCUGGCAAUUGUUUUUGAAAACAAUUGAUAAAUUUACUGGGGUUGAGAACAAAUUCUCGAAGGAGUUGGAGAGGAAGGGCAGAGAGAUGUUGAAAAAAUGUUGGGGUUUGCCGGUAGCUAUCAUAAAUGUUGGAAGGCAUAAAGUGAAACAAAGACUUUCGGGGAUUGAAUGGGAACAACUUUUUGAUUCAAUUGAUUUGCGAGAAUCGUUGAAGAUAUUGGAGCCGAUGUAUCGUAAUUUGGAUGAGACACUCAAGGCAUGUUUCUUGCUCAUGUCAUUGUUUAAAGAAAAUGCAAUAAUGAGGGAAGAAAAGUUGGAUCAUGUUUGGAAUAUAAGAGGAAUAAAUGUAGGAAGAUCAUGUACGUACCGGUUAGUUAGUGAAUCCAUUUUUGAAGUCGUGCACGAGUUCCCGUUCGUACGAGAAGUAAAAAGGUGUCACAUGAAUCCUCUACUACACAUGUUAUCCGUCAAAAAAGCAGAGGAGGAAUUGGGCUUUGAGAUCUUGAGGAGUGGAAAUAGUCGACUCUCUCGAAGCUCACGAAUUCCUUGUCAUCGUGUUAUUCAUUGUGGUAGAGACAAACUUAUUCACUCCAAGAAUCAAGACAAACAUCUUGUUUCUCUCGUCUUUCAUGGAGGUGGUCGCUACUUGGACGACGCUGGAGAGGCUUAUUGGAAGAGUUUUGAACUCCUCGACAUACUCGACAUGGAAGAUUUUGGGGUGAAGACUUUAUCAGAAACUAUUGGCACACUGAUUUCGUUAAGGUAUUUGGGAUUGAGAAACAAUUACACGCAAGAGAUUCCUCACUCGUUGGGGGGAUUGAAAAGGCUUGAGGUUCUCGACAUAGCUCUAAACUUUAUGGUGGAGGUGCCGGAUAUCAUCAAGGAAAUGGGUAGCCUUCGUCAUCUCUACAUGUCUGAUGUGAUUUGUCGGGAGCCUUUGAAAGUAGAUGCGCUACAGAAGCUUGAGACACUAACUUGCAUCCCGAUCUAUGAUUGGACAUACGAGUUCUCAAGCUUGGAGAAGAUGAGUCGUCUUCGUAAAUUGGGGAUCGAAGAAAUUGAUGAAAACUCGGAUGUUAUAAAGCUCUUUGGAUCACUAUUUAAGUUGAAUAGGCUUGAGCACUUGACCUUGAGAGGGUUUCGUUUCAGAAGCAUGCCGUGUUUGGACCAGAUUGGUGUUCUUGAUAGACUCGCGACGCUUAAACUGGAUGGACGCCUAGCUAAGCUACCAAGUGCGGGUGAUUUCCCUCAACGUAUUCGCUACUUGAUUUUGGUAAAUACUUGUCUGGGCGAAGACCCCAUGCCGGAGCUAGAGAAUCUACCCUCCCUAGAGCGCCUCAAACUGCGGAAUGCAUACACUGGUCGAGAAAUGGUGAUUCAGCACAACGGGUUUCCUAAGCUCAAAGUGCUUCGGAUAAAUGAGCUGUGGAACCUUAGAAAAAUACAAGUUGGAGAAGGUGCGAUGUGGAAACUCGAGCAACUCGAAAUCAAGAACUGUACACAUCUGGUGAAGUUUAAGAUUGGGUCGAUGAAGCGUCUGAGGAAGUUAAGAAUGGUAACAACCAAACACAUGGCAGCAAAGAUUAGAAACUCGAGCUCAAUCUCCAGAAUAAUUGAAGUUGAUAUCAGUCCAUAAUUUGAAGUGUAUGAGAAAGUGGAUAUUUUUGUUUGUUGCCUUUGGAAGGAUGGUGUGUACUUUUCCUUCUUUCAUUCCUCCUUUGUUUUGUGUGUUUGCAAAUAAAUGUGUAUAGUUUUAAGGAACAAACUAUAUGUAUUUUAUGUUAGUAUUAUUUAAUAUGAUAUGGCUUGAGAAUCCA
Messenger RNA from Salvia hispanica, 2792 nucleotides. NCBI's taxonomy places the organism in Eukaryota, Viridiplantae, Streptophyta, Magnoliopsida, Lamiales, Lamiaceae. The record is from RefSeq and is a predicted model, not a curated record.